Molecule: messenger RNA, 1382 nt
Organism: Theobroma umbraticum
Lineage: Eukaryota; Viridiplantae; Streptophyta; Magnoliopsida; Malvales; Malvaceae
Gene: TBL31
Product: trichome birefringence-like protein (DUF828)
Cellular component (GO): Golgi apparatus
Molecular function (GO): O-acetyltransferase activity
Source: RefSeq, a predicted model, not a curated record
UUUUUUUUGUUUAGAUGCUUAAGUUUCAAGACAAGCCUUCAAAUACAUUGAAAACUGUAACUAACAUAUGAGCUCAAAGGAAAUACAACAAAAUUUUGCCAUCCUCUUCGGCUCAAUGAAGACACAAUCUGCAGCAAGGAUCCAAUCACUGUUUCCUGUUUUAUUAGCUUCCCUGCUUGUGCUAGGAACAGCACAACUAGUCUUUGACAGCUUGAAGAGUGGCAGAAGCUAUGUUUUUCAGUUUUAUGGCAAGCCAGAGAAGCAAAGGAAAUCAGUUUUUGUUUUGCCAGAAGAUCGGAUGGAUGAUAGUUGCAAUCUGUUUGAAGGGCAAUGGGUGUGGGACAAUGUGUCAUAUCCUCUUUAUAAAGAAAAAAGCUGCCCUUACUUGGUUAAGCAGACUACUUGUCUGAAAAAUGGCAGGCCUGAUUCUUUCUACCAAAACUGGAGGUGGCAGCCUAAUGCAUGCAAACUACCAAGGUUUGAUCCACUGAAGCUAUUGGACAUUUUGAGGGACAAAAGAUUGAUGUUUAUAGGAGACUCAGUUCAGAGAGCCCAAUUUGAAUCAAUGGUCUGUUUGUUACAAUCUGUAAUUCCCAAAGGGAAGAAAUCCUUUCAGAGAGUUCCUCCUAGGAAGAUCUUUAAAGCUAAGGAGUACAAUGCAUCAAUUGAGUACUAUUGGGCUCCAUUCAUUGUGGAAUCUAAUUCAGAUCAUGCAACGAAUCAUACUGUACUAAAACGGCUGGUCAACCUUGACUCCAUAUCUAAACAUGGCAAGAGCUGGGAAGGAGUUGAUGUCCUAGUAUUUGAGAGCUAUGUAUGGUGGAUGUACAAACCUCAGAUCAACGCUACCUACGGAUCCAUGGACAAUGUCGAAGAAUACAAUGUCACCACAGCUUACAGAAUUGCAUUGGAGACUUGGGCAAAUUGGCUAGAAUCCAACAUUAAUCCUCAUUUACAAAAGGUCUUCUUCAUGAGUAUGUCCCCAACACACUUGUGGAGUUGGGAAUGGAAGCCAGGCAGUAAUGAAAACUGCUUCAAUGAGUCUUACCCGAUCCAAGGUUCAUAUUGGGGCACAGGGUCUAAUCUAGCUAUCAUGGAUAUAAUUCAUGAUAUCUUACAAGAACUUAAAAUCAAUGUCACAUUUUUGAACAUCACCCAAUUGUCAGAAUACAGGAAAGAUGCUCAUACAACAGUUUUUGGGGAACGAAGGGGCAGACUCUUGACAAAGAAACAGAGAGCUAACCCAAAAAAUUUUGCUGAUUGCAUUCAUUGGUGCUUACCAGGAGUACCUGAUACAUGGAAUGAGAUUUUGUUUGCAUAUGUGUUGCAGAGUUACCAAAACGUUUUGUAACCUCGCCAGGACAACCCCAAAAUAGUAUUGC